UCUAUCUAUCUAUCUAUCUAUCUAUCUAUCUAUCUAUCUAUCUAUCUAUGUCCCUUCCCUCCAAACCCGUAUAGUAUCCUCGUUUGUAACAGGGGGACAACUGUUUGGUUUUGGCCCUCUGACGUCACACCCAUUCCCACAAUGCCAUAGUAACACGACUGCGCACUCGCGCUCGUGGACGCGCACCAGCAGAGACAGCCCAUCACACACAGAGAGCGAACAUGGCGGGCGCCUCCGACCCUCUGGAAGACAUGCUCUUCUCCGAGGUGGACGAGAAAGCCGUGAGCGAUCUGGUGGGCUCGCUGGAGUCUCAGCUGGUGGGCGAGAGCGAGCCGCCCGCCGCGCGCCAGAGCAGCGCGAAGCAGCAGCAGCAGCAGCAGCAGACAGGAGGAACCGCGCAGCUGCCCGCUCCUGUAGACUCUCCAUCAGAACCACAACAACAAGCGCAGCAGCAGAACGCGCGGAAAGCGGCGCGCAACCCGGAUCCUGACCCGAAAGACGCCAGCAUGGACAAGCACGCCAAAGCCCUGGAGAAGGAGAGCCCCCUGAAGACGCACGGCGGCAGCAUCAUCAUCAUCACCACGGCGGCGGCGGCGGCGGCAGCAUCCGACGCUCCUGCACCGGGCAACAAAGGUGAGAGCCCGAGGGACACCCGCAAGAAACACCCGGGGAAUACGCGCACGCUGCGCUCCGCGGCGUCCCACAGUCUGAACGGCAACGGAGGCGGCGCGGCGUCGGCGUCGGCAUCAUCCCCCAGCACCUCCGGCACGACUUUCACCGUGUCCAGCAACCCGCAGGCGAUCGCGCUGGACCGCGGGACGCCCACCAUCGCGCUGCACCGGCUCCCGCGUCACAUCAUCGCCAGCAUCGCGCAGAACGGGAACGGCACGUCGGUGUCCGCGCUGGUCCAGCAGGGCGCGCGGAUCAACCACAGCAAAACACCCGCGGACGGCAACGCGAAGCCAGCGGCGGCCAGCCCGGUCACGGCGGCGCCUGUCAAAGCCGCUGUCAGCGCGGCCGCGGUCAUCAGACCUGCGCAGACCCCGACGCAGGCGGCUGCGCAGCAGAGGGUCGUAACGCCGCAGCUGAUCGUCAGACCGCCGCAGCAGCAAACCACUAUACAGCUGCCUCCCGGCUUCACCAUCCCACCAGGUAUGGUGCUGGUCCGGACAGAGAUGGGUCAGCUGGUGAUGGUUCCUCAGCAGGCUCUGGCUCAAGCUCAAGCUCAGAACAGCAUCUCUCCUCGGCCCUCCACGCCCACCAGCGUGGCCACGUUCAGGGUCACGACCCCACAGUCUCCUGUUAGCGCUCAGGCGAUUCGUCCUGCUCCAGCCGCUCAAACUAAACUGGUCCAGUCUAGUUCACCGAGCUCCACGGCCCAGACCAGCAGCUCAACCUGCCCCGCUAAGGCCCCCGUGGCAGCCGCCGUGGCAGUGACAGCUCCCCAGCAGGUCCAGCCGGCCUUGGGCCCCCAGGGGCCCCUCACUCAGAUGCCACUGGCCCCGCAGAGCGCAGCCGCCCCGGCCCCCGGAGGUCCGGUCGUCUCCCAGGAGAUGCAGGAGAACGUGAAGAAGUGCAAGAACUUCUUGGCGACGUUGAUCAAGCUGGCGUCCCAUAACUCCCCGUCCCCGGAGACGUCUCGAAACGUCAAAGCGCUGGUGCAGGAUUUACUGGACGCCAAGAUCGAUCCGGAGGAGUUCACCAGCCGCCUGCAGUCGGAGCUGAAGUCGUCUCCUCAGCCGUACCUGGUCCCUUUCCUGAAGAAAAGUCUCCCCGCGUUGCGUCUGUCUCUUCUGAACAGCCAGCAGUCUCUCACUCAGCCUCUGCAGCCCAACAAGACGAGCGUGACGCCGGUCCAGACGCCGGUCAGUGUGCGUCCGCACCAGCCCAACAGCACCACCGUACUGCCACAAGGUAUCAAGAGGGCAGUGGGGCCUGGAAGUCAGAUACGGAUGCCUGUGGUUAUAACGCAGACGGUGCGAGCGACGGGUGCUUUAGGGAAGCCCUCGGCGAUCCAGACGGGCAAAAGCCCCGCGGGCGUAACCAUCCAGCUCUCAGGAAACCAGAAAAACAAGCUGAAUGACCCGGGAGGAGGCUCGUUCAGAGACGACGACGACAUCAACGAUGUUGCGUCUAUGGCCGGUGUGAACCUCAACGAGGAGAGCGCGCGCAUUCUAGCGACCAACUCCGAUCUGGUGGGAACGCAGAUCCGCUCGUGUAAAGACGAGGCCUUCCUCCCCGCGGGCCUGUUGCACCGGCGUAUUCUGGAAACAGCGAAGAGGUUUGGAGUGACGGACGUACCGCUGGAGGCUGUGAACUUCAUCUCUCACGCCACCCAGUCCAGAUUACGAACAGUGCUGGAGAAAGUCUCCUCCAUCGCCCAGCAUCGUAUGGACUCGUGUAAGGAAGACGAGUGGUACGAGCAGUCGUCUGAUGUGCGCUCACAGCUCAAGUUUUUUGAGCAGCUGGAACGGAUGGAAAAGCAGAGGAAAGAUGAGCGAGAACGAGAGAUUCUCCUCAGAGCGGCGAAGAGUCGCUCGCGGCAAGAAGAUCCAGAACAAGCCCGUCUGAAGCAGAAAGCAAAGGAGAUGCAGCAGCAGGAACUCGCCCAAAUGAGACAACGAGACGCUAACCUGACGGCGCUCGCCGCCAUCGGCCCUCGGAAAAAACGCAAAGUGGACUCGCCAGGAGCAACCACGACAGGCACUGAGGUGUCGGGGAGUUCGGCAGGUUCUCCGGGCGGAUCGUCGGCCCCGUCCAGCUCGUCACGGCAGUACAACCGCCAGAGAAUAACACGCGUCAACCUCAGGGACUUCAUCUUCUACAUGGAGCAGGAGAGAGAGACCAGCAGAUCUCUCCUGCUGUACCGCGCUCUCCUGAAGUAGCCGACUCUCCACGCCACAGAGGAAUCAGCAGCCAAACCCCGAGCAGACGUUCACCCCAACGACCGACUUCCUUCUCAGCCCUGCGACGUGCCUUCAGCCCCGUGUCCGUGACCUCGUGAUGUCAGCGUUGCUUUUGAUAGAAAAGCUUUGAAAAAAAGAGAAGAAAAAAAAAAAAAUGAAGAUGUGCUUCACGUUUCCUGUUUUCUCCUCAGCGUUGUUAGGUAAACUGUAUUUAUGAUAGUGGAUUUUAACGCUUGUUUCUCCGGCUUCGAGCCAAGGAGCGUUUUUCGUUUGUUCGUGAACGAAUGAAUCUGACUGCGAUUAUGGCUUUCUUCAUCAGUGUUCUCCAGUAAAAACAAAACGUACAUGAAGUGUAAGUUAAACAUAUCGAUCGAAUUCACGGCCUUGUUUUGGUUUCAUUGGGAUUGCGAUUGGGUUUGUACGGAAACUAGGGAAAUAAUUAUCACCAUUUAUUAAAACGAGGGAACAAAUAAGUAGACCGUACAAAAUAAAUCCUUAAAAUGAGAGAAAACGUACUGGCAGCUCGUUACACAGGACGUUAGACGUUCAUUUUGUGGAUUUCUGUUAACUCUAAAACUAGAAAUACUGGUAAAAUAUACGGUAUAUUGCGCCCUGUUUUUACAGAUUUAGUUUUUUGGAGUGUAUAAUGUGGCUUAAAUCAACUAAAACGAGGGAACUAGUUGGUGCCAAUUGGCAACAUUUACUUAAACAAGGAAAUAAAUGAGCACGAAAUUUGCCGCAAUUUAGAAAACGAGGAAAUUGGUAAGAAUUCGCAACGAUUUGUUAAAACAAGUGAAUAAAUUAACACAGAUUUGCCACAAUUUUCUGAAACCAUGGAACGAAUUCAUCCACGUUUGCCGUGAUUUACUAAAACAGGGAAAUGAAUGAGUGAACAACUACUGAGAAUUAAUUUAAUUUACAAAUUUGUCGCAAUUUGCUAAAACGAGGGAACAAAUUAAUACACGUUUGCCACAGUUUACUAAAAUAAGGGAAGAAAUUGGUAUAGAUUGUCAUCGAAAGCAGUCAAAUGUUCCAAAAUUUACCAAAAAGGAUGAAAUAAAUUAGUAGAAAUGUGGCACGGUGAUCAAGGGAGUGAAUUAGUGUAGAUGUAAAACAAACUUGCAUGGUUUUAGUGAAAAAAAAAAAAAACUAGUUUGCACAAAUUUGCCUUGAUUUAUUAAAACAAUGGAAAAAACCUUUUUUCCAAUUUGCUACGAUUUACUGAAACGAGGGAACAAACUAGGACAAAUUACCCCCGGUUUACUAAAACCAACAAAUUACUACAGAUUUGCCACGAUUUACUAAAAUAAGGGAAGAAAGUGGCAUUAAUUGGCAAUGAUUUACUGAAAUGAUGGUUUUGUACGAAUGCGCCACUGUUUACUAAAACGAUGGAAUGAAUUCAUACAAAUUUGCCAUGAUUUACUAAAAAAAGAAAAUGAAUUAUGCCAAAAACUGGCUAAAAUAAGGGAAGAAAUUGACAUAAAUUGGCAAUGAUUUGCCGAAAUGAUAAAACGAGUCCAAUUUGCCCUGAAUUAAAAGAGUAGAAAUUCCGCUCAAUUUGUUUAUUUAAAAAUAAUCUUCACCACAUUUGAUUUAUUUGGGCUUUUAAAAAGAAUAUGAAAAUAUUUGAUGCUUUUUUGCUUUUUCCGUAUAAUAUUUUUGACUUCUAAUUCUGAUGAAGUGAGUGUUUUUCGCAGUGCAGAUGUCGUUCUGGUGUAUAUUCAACACGGAGCGCUUACAGUGACGAUCUUUGAGACGAAACGCCUUGAAGUGACCUGUGUACUUUCUGUUAAAGAAUCGUUCUUUAAACCUUAUGCAGACUUUCCCGAACAUGAUCAUCUUCGUCAUCAUCAUCACCAUCAUCAUCAUCACCAUCAUCAGUGUCCAGCCAAUCACAGUAUUUAAAACCCCGUAAAAAGUUGACUAAAAACUCUUUUUAUCAGCAAGAACUCAAUGUAAAUAGACUUUUUGAUGAGUAUGGUUUUUAAUAGCAUGUAUAAAUGAUUUCCAGAUGAAAAUAACGUUUUAAACCGCUUUUAAAUCGAUCAUGAAGCUUGUGUCCGUCAUUGUGAUUCGUGCAGCUUUACCACGUGUCCACGAGGAGCACGGAUCCCGUGUUUCCCAGAAUCAGGCCAGCAGAUCUGAGCUAUAGCAAUACAACCGCUCCAACGCAUCGCCUCGAACGUUAAAAACCACGCUUGACGCUUCUCCCAAUCGGUUCAAUCAGAAAAGGCCAGACUUUCCCAACCGGUCCCAACACUUGCUCGUUCCAGAAUGCAAAGGCGAGCGUUUUAAUUUCGGAUAGCAAUCGAUCGCAUUAAAGGAAUGGUUCGCCCCAAUCGUUGGUCACCAUUGACUUCCAUAGUAGGGAAAAAAAAUACUAUGGGAGUCAAUGGUGAGCCAAAACAUCCUGGUUAUAAACUUUCUUCGGAGUAUCUUCCUUUGUGUUCAUGCAACUCGAAAAUUCAACCGUGAAUAACAAAACAAUUCGAGAGCGAGUAAACGGCGGCGGAAGUAAAAUUUUUGGGUGAACUAUUCCUUUAACACUAGAAACAUGCAUUAAGUGUUUUUUUUAUUAUUUGGACUGUAAAACUGGAUUUCACUUCCCUCGUCUGUUUUAAUUCUACACUCAGUAUUAUCGGUUCUCCUACGGUAUUAAUCUUAUCGGCGUCGGUCCUUCAUUCAUCAUCCAUAAGCUCGAUUGUGAGGAAGAACUUGAAUCCCGUAAGCGUUUAUUUUGGCGAGGGUUCGCCGUACACGAUGUCAGGAGAGGUCAAGUUCCGCGACCUUUCUUCAUUCCGAGAUCCUCUCGCUCUUCUAUGCACCGUCAUGAAUCCCGUCGCUUUGCCGUUUUGUGUUUGCGUGUGAAACCGAACGUCUCGGCUUGGUUUCUCCGUCUGUGUCCGUCAAACUCUAAAAGGGAAACUUCGUUUUCUACCUAUUUCUAUUUUCUCAUGCACAUCCCCGACAGUCCCGUUCGAAACAAGCACAAAUGUAUUUGUUGGGUUGUUUAAACCGAUUUUAUUAAUCUUCUGUUUUCCGCUGGAGGCUCUUUCUAUGACUUACGCUUUGUAGCCAAAAUAUUAUUAGGACUCUCUUCAUAUUGUAUUACUGACGUGCACAGCUGGAAUUUAAUGUUUCGAUCUACGGAUGAUUUGUAUAUAUUGUUUACAAGACCUUGUGUUUAUUAGAACUAUCUUAUUUUUGGUAAAUUCUGUACAUAUCCUGAAAUAUUUCUGUUUGUGUGAACAUACUUCUGUAUUUGUACCUAUUUUGUAAAGGAAUAAAUAAGCUGUUUACUAAA
Molecule: messenger RNA, 6210 nt
Organism: Puntigrus tetrazona (Sumatra barb)
Lineage: Eukaryota; Metazoa; Chordata; Actinopteri; Cypriniformes; Cyprinidae
Product: transcription initiation factor TFIID subunit 4
Biological process (GO): DNA-templated transcription; transcription initiation at RNA polymerase II promoter
Cellular component (GO): transcription factor TFIID complex
Molecular function (GO): DNA binding; RNA polymerase II general transcription initiation factor activity; protein heterodimerization activity
Source: RefSeq, a predicted model, not a curated record